ACGAGAGUUCGAGAGUAUUGGACAGGCUUUCACUACUUGUGUAAAUGAUACUGAUAUGUUUACAUCCUGGAAUUUUUUAAAGUUAUGUUUUCAUGGCUGAGGAAAACAUGAAGAGAUCAAGUUUUUUGAAAUCUCGGAAAAAAGCUAAUAAAAAUAAUAAUAAUGAACUAAAAUCUGAAGUACUUUUACAUCAAGAUGUAUUUGCAAAAAUGCCAAAAAAUAAGAAAAAUGAUCGAAGUAAGAACAGAUUGUCUAGUUGUGAUAAAGAAAGUCACUUUGCUAAUGGUAAAAUAACUCAAAGAUUGCACAAUGUUCAGGUUAGCGAUGAAAAUCAAAACUUGUCUAAGAGUUCUUUUAAUGUUGAUCACUUUAGGAAUCAAAAAGGGAGAACAAUAACGAGUCCUAUCAGUAACUCAAUACAUAACUCAGAAGCAAAUUUAGAAACACAGAAUGGAAAGAGUUCCAAAAAUUUAACCGAAUGCAUGGUUUGUGAUGUGUGCGGCAGAAUAUGCAUAGAUGAAAAGUCUUACAACAGACACAUGAAGUCGCACUCUGGCAACAGGAAAUUCAAAUGCGACUACUGUGACAAAUCAUUUCUUGACAGCUGUAGCUUAAAGCGACAUAUGAAAACCCAUGAUAAUGAGAAACCAUUUAUCUGUCACUUGUGCUCAAAAUCUUUUAGAGACAGUGCUAGUCUCCUACGACAUGAGGGAAUACACAAAGAGCGAUAUAGAUUGUUCCACUGCUCUGUGUGCAACAAGAGUUUUAUGGAUAAACAUGGACUAAAGAGGCAUGAUCGAGUGCACACAGGCUUACGCCCAUACAGCUGUAAAUUGUGUCAGAAGUCAUUCAGUGAUUCUGGUAGCUUGAAACGCCACCUGAAAAUUCAUAUUGGUGUCAAGAACUUUUCCUGUUCUCUCUGCAAGAAGAGUUUUUUAGAGAAGCAAAGCUUAAUUCGGCAUCAAAAAAAGGUUUGCAUGAUCAAAGAGUUAACGCCAUGCACAGAAACAGGCUCCAAUGAAAAUCAGGCCUGUGACAGUUUAGGGUCAGUAGCAGACCAAUCUGAGAGUAGUGUGGAUGGCAGAGGUUCCAUAAGCGACUGUUUGCCAGUUCUCAUCCCAUCCAACAUGUUUGUUUCUAACACUAGCUCUGAAAUAAAAAGUGAGGCAGAUAUCAAGUCUAGUCAUGAGUUACCUUCCUUGCACAGCCUCAUGAAAAAAGACCCAAAACUCUCUAACAACAUUUCCAAAUUAGUUGAAAGCAUUGAUUCUUAUGAGAAAAUGUUACACUUGUGUGGCGAUAUAGGCCAGCUGGAAAUAGAUGCUGCUUUAGCAAAAGAUUCUGUCGCUUUGCCAGACAUUAUGUUGUGUUUUGAGUGUGGUGAAUUACUAGUGGAAGGUGAGAAUUUCAGAAGCACAAGUAGAGUUCAAGUUACUUCCUGUCCAAACUCAUACAAAUGUCUCAAUUGUGAGGAAGAUUAUGGUGAUCCACCUUUACUGAAGCCUGAAGUUCUAUUUAACAAUAGCUUUGAGUCAGAAAGCAUAUGCAGUGAUUCUAAACAAGAUAUUUCUCAAAUUGAAAAUUCAGCAGAUAAAUGUAAGUCAGAUCUAACAGAGCUGUUGAAAAAAGAAAAUACUGCAUCUGUUAGUAAGACUGUAAUUAUGCCCACUAGUGAAUCAAAGAUGAUGAAAAAUAAGCCAUAUUUGCUAUCUCGACUAGAUUACAUAGAACCCUAUUCAAAUGAAAAGAAUUUGAAAAAUGUGAAUGCUGAUCAAUCUUCAGAUGCAGUCAUAAAUUACAGUUUGCAGUCACCAAGUAAUACUGUUUUCAAGCUUGAUGAAUCAAUUAGUUGUAAUGAACCUCCAUCUUUUCGUUGCUCCCCAUGCAACCAAGUAUUUACAUCUUCAACACACUUUGAUCAGCAUCUAAAUUCUCAGUGCUUGUCACGAUACGCAUGUUUGGUAUGUGAAAAAACUUUCAUGAAUUCUACCAGUCUUAGACGCCAUAUGCCAGUGCACACUGGGGAAAAACCUUAUUCUUGUCUUCAAUGUGGAAAGCAAUUUAGAGAUCCUUCUAAUUUUUCAAAGCACAAAAAGGCUUGUAGCGGAACAUUGGAAAAAAGAUCAAGUGAUUCAUCUUCUAACUUGUCUCAUCUCAAAGUAGAAAACAGUAACAAGAUAGAAUCAAAAUCUGAUGUUUCAGUCACUGACACAGUAGAGUCUUCAGAGUCUAUCAAUUUUAUGAGUGCAACACAAAGAGCCUCAAGAAAAAGGAACCAAGAAUAUCAUCAAAGUAAUAGAGGUAUAAAAACUAGAUCUGCUUAUUGCAAAAAUAAAAGUGACACAAAAUUAUCCCCAAACAAGUCUGAACAAUGUAAUAAAGGAAUGUCUUGUUCCGCAAAGAAAAGCAGUGACAAGUCAUUCAGUAAAGUAAUGUCAAAUUUAAACUCUGAAAAAGAAAACCUCUUCACUUGUAAAGUUUGCAGUAAAGAAUUCACAUCUGAUAAUAACCUUUUGAUGCACAUGAGCUAUCAUACUCGUAACUCUAAUGUCACCUGUUCACAAUGUGGCAAGAAGUUUUGUGAUUCUUACAGUCUUAAGAGACAUGCUCGUAUUCAUGCAGGUGCAAGGCCGCACAUCUGCCAGAACUGCAACCGGGGCUAUUGCGACAACUGGAGUCUGAAAAAACACAAGACCAGAGGCUGCAUGCUGGAAGAACUCAAAGUUUCACCUGAUUCCUUGCACCCAUGUCCCCAGUGCUCUAGGGUAUUCUCUGAGGUGCAUUUCCUUCAGGAGCACAUCAGGUGUCACAAAGGCUUGCUGAAGUUUCAAUGUGACAUAUGCUUGAAGAAGUUCUCAGAAGCCUUCAACCUGAAACGUCAUCGUCGUCUACACAUGGUAACAUGCCCUGUCUGCCAGUCAGAGUUUCAUGACAUGUCAUCUUUUUCAGAACACCAGAAAAUAUGCAGAGAUAAGGAUUCGAAAAUAGCUUCGCAACAUGGAGAUGGUUUCCCUUGUCCCAUUUGUGCUCGGGUUUACUCCACCAAGUCCUACCUGGAGCGACACAAAAAAUUCCAUUCCAAUCUGAAACCCCAUGUUUGCAUGGUCUGUAAUAAACAAUUCUCUGAAAGCUUCAGGCUAAAACGCCAUAUGAAAGUUCACAACAGUACAAGGCCAUUCACCUGUGAAAGGUGCAAGAAAGGGUUUAAAGAUGCCCUUGGGCUGAGCAGGCAUAAAAUGAGUUCAGCUUGCAAAUACUUCAGGUCACAUCCUCGGCAAGUGCAGCCACCUCAAACUGACUACCCAUGCCAAAUCUGCAAGAAAAUCUUUAAGAAAAGUUACCUUCUUAUUCGUCACAUGGCUGUACACAGCCAAGAAAGACCAUUCUCUUGUGACACAUGUGGUAAGUCAUAUAAAGACACUUCCAGUUUAAAACGUCAUCAAUUUGUCCAUGCUGGAAUAAAAAAUUUCAUCUGUUCAGUUUGCAGUAAAGGCUUUUAUUAUUCAGACAGCCUCAAGCGCCACAAAGCUGGCUCAUGUGGUAAAAAAUUAAAAGUUGGCAAGCGUCUGAGAAAGUCUCACAGAAGUGUGCGUAAUAAAAAUAGUCCAAUUAAAUGUGAGAAAAAAAUUUCCCCAGCAGAUGUUCACACUGAAUCAAAUGUUGCUCUUGACCAAAAACUGAUCAUUUCAAAUGGCACCUCACAACCUGAUACAGAAAGUAAUAACUCCAUUUCUGUGUCUGAUUCAAUUGAAAAUAUUAAGUCUCAAUUUUCUUCUCAUCAAACAAAAGCUAAAAUAAGACAGCUGAGAACAAAGGUCUGCCCCAAACCAAUGUUAUUUAGGCAAGCCCAAUUCAGAAAACAGUAUCAAUGUCCCAUUUGCUUUCUUGGUUUCAGUAGAAAGUUUUAUUUAGAUUUGCACUGUAAGGUACACAACUCUUGACUUCAUUUUACUUCAUGAACCCAUAGAGGGCAUGUUUAUUUUAGUAUUGACGCAGUCAAGUUAUCACCUUUAUUCAGUUGACAGUAACAAAAAAAAUAUUAAGUUUAUUAUUACCGGUACUAGCAUAACUAUUUAGCAAAUCACGGUUAGAUUUAAAAAAUUAACAAAGUAUAGGAAAUAACUAUCUUCUUUUGAUUUGAAGGAAAAUCUGAAAUUGAUAAGAUAUGCUUUCAAAUUAUUUUGAUCACAGUCCUCUUUGUUUGGAGUAGCUGCAAAUUAGGUUUUUAGAUCUGAGUACUGAUGAAACACUGAAAUUUUUCCUCAUUGUAGGUCACAUUAGGCUAUACCCAGGAUGAAGUGCACCUUCAUUAAGUCUCGACAAUAGAAUUUGAAGAGUUCAUAUACCUGUGACAGAUGUUAUUUUUACAUUUAAUGCCCGGUACUUAAAACUAAAUAUAUUUUUUAUUUCAGCCUACUAACAUUGACCCACCAUAAUGUCCAAAUUAACCUUAGUCAUCUUUUAUUCUCAUUUUUAUAGAUUUAAUGGAAUGGAACAUGACUUUUUAUUGUUUUUGGCUGAGCUUUUCUUUCUUCAAAUUGCUACAUUUAAAUUAAUAGAUCAACAUUGGUUAUUGUAUAGAAUAUAUAAACUUUUUUCCUAUUUGUAAUAAUUAAAAAAAAAAGUCAUGAUAGUUCUUCAGUUGUUUUUUUUUAACCAUUGGCUGAUUUGAAUAAAGGUUCUGUAAAUCCAGCAUAC
Molecule: messenger RNA, 4698 nt
Organism: Biomphalaria glabrata
Lineage: Eukaryota; Metazoa; Mollusca; Gastropoda; Planorbidae
Product: zinc finger protein 721-like
Exons: 3
Coding region: 93-3941 (1282 amino acids)
Source: RefSeq, a predicted model, not a curated record